GUUUCGUAAGCCGAGAGGCUGAGGAGAAAGGAGGGAAGAGCGGCGCGUCCUAGCGGGGCCAUGUUGGGGCCUAGCGCAGCCGCCGGCAAAAUCGUUAGGAUUUUGGACAAAAAUAUUUUUUCCGUUGUGCAUGUAACUAAAAGACCAUAUUGGGUUAUUAACAGAAGGGUUUGCAGCAAACCGCAGGAGGCCAUUCCGCAGAGGCCAAAACCAGGGGCUUCAGGCUUUUCCCAAAGAGUCCCGGGAUACAAGCCGUCUGACUGGGAUAAGAGAUUCUUGAUAUGGACAGGGCGUUUUAAAAAAGCAGAGGAUAUACCUGAAACUGUGUCGUUUGAGAUGGUAGAUACAGCAAGGAACAAGAUGCGUGUGAAGAUCAGCUACCUAAUGAUUGCCUUGACAAUUCUGGGUUGCAUAAGUAUGGUUAUUUCAGGGAAACAGGCUGUUGGACGGCAUGAAUCCCUGACAACCCAAAAUCUGGAGAAAAAAGCCCGCUGGAGAGAGGAAGCAGCUCAGAGUGCCUCUGCGAAGCCAUAGUAAAUAAAUAGGAAGAACGUUCGAAGAGAAGGCACAAAACUGAUUAUCACUCUUCAGUUAUGGAGCAGCAACUUGAGGGAUUCAUAAGUUACUUUUUUCCUGUUCCUUUACACCGCUCAGAAAUUGUGUAGCAAUCCUAAGGUUUCAAGCUAUCUUCAUGGGGAUUCCAUAUUUUGCUAAACAUCAAAUAACUGUUUAUUUUGCUAGAAGGCUAAAUUCCAGGCAUUAAAUCUGUUCCUUCAGUUACGUUAUACUGGAUGAAAUUAAAACACUCAUGUAACCUGUAAAACCACUUUGCCCUAUCCAUAUGUGAUGGAUAGGCUUAUCUAAGGUCUUGAAAAUCCAUCUUGAGUGGUUAAAAACAUAUGUAGAAUUUUUAAAAUAAAUUGGUGCACAAGUA
This is a messenger RNA of Elgaria multicarinata webbii, 934 nucleotides long. It is a transcript of the gene FAM162A, whose product is annotated as family with sequence similarity 162 member A. Gene Ontology annotation, cellular component: mitochondrion. The coding region runs from base 61 to 534 and encodes 157 amino acids. The record is from RefSeq and is a predicted model, not a curated record. Gene Ontology annotation, biological process: positive regulation of release of cytochrome c from mitochondria; neuron apoptotic process; cellular response to hypoxia. Lineage: Eukaryota; Metazoa; Chordata; Lepidosauria; Squamata; Anguidae. The transcript has 5 exons.